ACGAAUAUUGUUGGGACUGUUAGCAAUUAGCCUGAUCCUGCUUCGACUGAGGCCAACUGUUUAGUUGCUGACAUAGUGAGCGAAUAUUGGGACCCUAACCCUUACUCCUUAGCCAGGAGUAACGACCCACCAGUAAACUCAGGUCAGAAGACAGAAGAGAUUUUCCUGUUUCCAGCUCUCAUACAGAGAGAGACAUUUACAUCCCACAAAGAGGCAUGGAACAUUUAACUGAACUAACCCUAGAGGAAGCAGCUGCAAGGGCCAAUCAAGAUGCCUGGAUGCAUAUCAAGGAGGAUUUCAGGAAAAUGCGUUGGACUGUGAUUUUUUGCAUGCUGUCUGUGCUUGUUCUAACAUUACCCACAGCCUAUCUGCUGGUUGGAAGUUUCAGAGCCCACAAACCUGGCCUGGAUCAGGUGGCAGAAGAAAGAGCGCCGAAUGCCUUAAAGCAACAGGCAGCAACUACUUAUACAGUAUUCACUGAUGAAAAGCCAAGAGCACACCUAACAGUUAAGAAACAGGACAGCCAAUCUGCUGAAAGAAACCAGUUUCCAGUUCUUCAGUGGGAAGACAAACGAGGCUUGGCAUUUACCAAGAACAACCUGAAUUAUACCAACAAAUCAUUGGUGAUACCAGAAGCUGGAGAUUAUUUCAUCUACGCCCAGGUCACUUUCCGAGGGCCCAUUCCAGAUCCCUCUAAUACAGCUUCCGUAACUCAGAUCAUUACCAAAGUCACAGACAGCUAUCCUGAGCCAACUCAACUGCUGACUGGCACCAAGACUCUGUGCGAAAAUACAGAAAACCAGUGGGUCCAACAUAUUUAUCUAGGGGCUGUGUUUCACAUGCUGGAAGGAGACAGACUGAUGGUCAAUGUUAGUGAUAUCCGAUUGGUGGAUUACACUAAGGAACACAAGACUUUCUUUGGUGCUUUCUUACUGUAGGUGUCUGGCAACAGCCAAGAAGGACUUUGACUCCUCAGGGUCCUGAUACUGUAUUCCUGACAUGAGAGUUUUCACAAAUUACUUCAGUGAGUGCAAAAGCAUCUUAUAUUCUCAGUGUUAUUCUGUUUCUGUAUUCUCAGUUACCAGCAGGCUAGGGUAGCCCAUGAUUUAGUUUACCGCUGUGGGAAAAGGUUGAAGUUAGAGGCUGAAUAUAAGCUUAUCAUUAAACCAAAUACAGUGACAAACUAUACUAAAAUAUAUGCAGAGGAGACAGAUUAAAACAUUCCCAAAUUAAAGCUGGGGAUUUCAUAGAUGCCUGCAAACAAAAGGCAGUCUAUAGGUGAGGGGGAAAUACUUAUCUUAAUGUAACCAAAUCUAUGUUAAGUGAUUCCACUGCAAUAAGCAACCUCCUUUUCUUAAGUAAACACUUUAAACUACCCCCAAUGUUUCCAGUAUAACAUUGCCUUGUCCUUUUACAAUGAAGAUCUCAAAAAGAUGAGUUGAUAUUUGGUAGUUCCCUAUAAAUAUGUUUGCUCAGUAUUUGGCAAUAAUAUAACACUUAAAUCUUCAAAGCACUGUUCUCUCUUUAUCUGUUUAAUUAAUCCCUCUCAAUUGCUGUGGGAAGUAAAUUAAAAUCAUUUGGAGUUCUCACAAAAAAUCACCUAAAUUUUUCUUCCAGGAAGUUGUUCACUAUUCUAUUCUGAACUAAUCUGCAACCUAGGCUGUAUCUCUUUCUAUAAAUUGUCUAUUGGAAAAUGUUCAUGGUUUCUUGCAAAACCUCUCAGGAAAAAAAGAAGAAAUGUUAGCACUGGUUGAAAAACUGGGAUAUGAGAAGAAGCUUUUCAUAUAGUCUCAGGCUUUUUUCUGCUCAUCCUUCAUAAAAAUUGAGCAAAGACCUCUGCAAAAAAAUCAAAUACUAAGAAUGUCAACCUGGUCUAUAACAUAAAUGAUUCCUGAUUUUUCUUUGGUGGGGGGGGGAGGGGAAGGGAACAGUAGAUGGGAGAAGGGAACAACUAUAAUAUCUUAGAAGUGUCACAUAAUGGGUGCCUAUACACAUGCCCGACGCCUGCUCCGAAGUGUUCUACUUUGACACAUUGAACAAGCUUGAGUUAAAGUGCCUCUGCUGCCAUUUUGAAGCACAGGGUGCUGAAUACAUGAGAAUCUGUGGGUGCUUUAAUUAGAGUGGCUCCUGAGAACUGUUCUAAUUAAAGUGCCCUUCCCCUCCGCACCUGGAGCAUGUGGAAAGAUGCCCAUUGAAUACAAAAAUGAUUUUUUUCUUUUUAAACUUUGAAGGUCUUACCUCCCCUGAAACCAGGUUAUCAAAGCAAAGGAAGCUCCAGUUUUCUUUAGGGUGUUGAGACUGUAGAGAAAGAACAAGAGCCACUGGGUGCCAGAGUGAGAUAAGAGUCAAUAUCAAGGCUACUGUGGGCAGUAGCAGGGGCAGACGGGGGCAAGAACACUACUCAGGAACACUUCAUUUCCAGUGCCAUCGGCUUUUUUAGGCUCAUGGUUCUCAGCCUGUGUUGCACAGAUCCCUGGGGCUCCACAAGAGGUCAUCAUGGCUUCCACAAAGAGACUGGGGGUAAUGGUGGAGUGGGCCAGAAGACAGUGCAGCAGCAUUGUGGGGCCAGGUCACCUGGCUCCAUAUCAAUAUUUAAGAUAGAGGUAGAGGUUCUCUAGUAGAAGAAGAGAUAUGAAAGGGUUAUGUGUCUUCAGGAAGUUUGAAAACCACUAUUUUAUACCAUAAUGUCUUUGAGGGAAAAUCCCUGGCAUUCCCUCCCCAACCACUAUAAAUAAUUCACUGAUGAUGACUCUAAUCAAGUUUACUAGACUUACAUUUUAUAUUCUUAAGAAUGUCUAAGUUUCAAAAUCAGUCAAGUAAAAACAACAUUACUAAACGCACCCCAGUUUGUAACCUGAGUUAUCUUAUCUGAGGAACUUCCUCCCUUUUCAUUUUUUUCUUCCAUAUGUCCAGAGAAAGUAACCCUGCAUGAUGUAUGAACUCAAAGUGCUUUCUGAAUGCCAUACAUCUAAGAGACUUUCCUCCCAAAGCAAGUAGAUACAGAUAUCAUGCAAGUAUUGCAUUGCAGGACAUUACAGAAAUAGCUUCCAGAGGCAAAUUUCAACUAAAGCUAGCAGAAAUAUUUCAAUUUAAGGUCAAACAAGGAGUGUUUUUUGAGAUCAACUCCAAAAAUCUUAGAAUUAUAGUGGUCCUGCGAAUAGAGAAUGGGAAAAACAAUGAUGAGACAAUUGAUUUAAAAAUUGGCAUAUACUAUUCUGAAUUCUUAUGAAAAAAUCUGGCCCCCUUUUUGAUGGCCUAGUAUGGGAACAGGCAAUUCCCCAUAGGCUGAAUUUAGCACAUCUAUGAAAUAUAUGCAGAUUAGGAUUGGAGAAGGAUUGGAGGGGCAGUGCCAUGAUUCAAGCAGUCCCAUAACAGUUUUAGAAAUUCACAGUGUUUUCUUUCUAUAAUGAGGUGCUGUGGAAUUGUUCUUUGAUCAUAAUGCAGUCCCAAUAAAUUAGAUUUCUACUCCUGAUUUCCAUAUCUUUAUCUCUAAGUCCUCAUGACUUUAUGCCUGGUGCACUAAAUCAGGGUAAAACAAGUUUAGGGAAAAGAAGUGUUACACGCAGUACUUGGCACAUCAUAAAGAGCAGAGUCCUAUGGGAUAUGUAUAUUCUGCUCAUGUCUUAAGAAGCCCUAGAGCAAUAAUAAGUCUUUUAUCUCAUGAGACAAUUUCUAGCCACUGCAUAUUCAUCAUACAUUUCACAGCUAAAAAUAUUGCCUGCUGCAACCCCAAAUUAGUUGUCAGUCCCUUUUAUCCAAUUAGCCACAGCACAAACAAAUGUUUACUUUUCAAGAGUCUAUAAUCAUAGUCUUACUUAGUAUAAUCUUUUAUAUGCAACAUUAUUUUCAUUAUAAUUGCUUUAGAUGUGUUAUUUGACACGUGCAUAUAUUUAUGCUGUCACAUUUUAUAUAUGCAAGCAUUUUUUCUUGGGUCACUUGUUUUAGAGUGGUGCAGACCUAUUAACCCACACACAGUCACUAGUGAAAACUUCCUUUGUUGUCUGUGGAGGGUGAUCUUAUAAUAGUAUAUAUAAAGAGAAACAGGUUCUGAGCUCACUUAUACUGGCCUCUAUUUGGCAUAAAUCCGGUGAAGUCAAUAGAGUUAAAUGAAAGCAGAACCAAUGUAGCUGAGAAAGCAACCAUGCCAAACAAAUGUUUGUAAUUAAUGAUAAAGCAUGUAAUUAAUGAUAAAGAGUUGAUUGAAACGUUGAGACUGUCAAGUAAUUCAAAACCAAACUUUAGAUUAUUUUUCCCCCAAAACUAUUUUUCCCCCAAAACUAUACAGAAUGUUUUCUCAGAAAGUUUUCAAAUGCAGUAGAAAUACUUCUUAGUUUUAAAAAUCCCAACAUUUCUGGAAACCCAAAUGCAUGUGCAUGUUUCUAAUUAAUAAGACAAUUAAACUAAAACCAUGUGAAUAUUUGUUUGUUCAAAUAUGCUGCAAAAUAGAAAAUAUCUAUGUAAAGGAGGUUGUCUUGAACAAAUCUGAAACUAAAUUUGUUUCUAACCUUGUCCCAAGACAAAUCUCUUGUUUUUGUUUAGCUAACUAAAUUUUUAAGUCCAGUCCAAACUUGGCUAGGUACAGACAUUCAAAAAGUCUGAGACAGAAUCAAUCUAAGUUACACAGUUUUCUGUAAGUGGCGUAGUUUACAUCGGUAACUAACAGAAGACACGUUUGCCCUUUGGUAGGGGCCAGGGGCGGCAAAUCUUAGACUGGGUUCUGACACUUUUAAACCAGUCUGUGUGUGCUGAACUUCUGUUAUGGAUAUAAACCGGUUUCUGAUCAUUUAGACCAGUAAAUGUGCAAUGUCUGUACCUGGCCCUUAGGUUUGUCUUGUUAUCAAGGUUUUGAUUUUAAAAACAAAAACAACCCCCCCUCCCCCUCCCUUUACUCAGUUUUGGCUGUAAAGAAAAAAAGUUGUUUUGUUGUUCUUUUUUCUGAAGCAAGGGCUUGAAACACUGCAACCCUACCCUGUGCAAACCAGUCUCCUGAAUUUGAGUCAUAUUCAUCAGUAUCACACUCAUCUUCCUCUCCAAAACGGCAUUUUUUUAACACAAACUAAAAUAUUUUACUUUAUCAGUAGUAAGUGAAACUGACUGUGCCUCAGUCCAAUAAAUACUUGUGCAUACUUGGUUUUGGGAAUGUGAGCAGUCCUACUGAUGCUAAUGGACUACAGAAGUAGCCCUACUGAUACUGAGAUGAUUCAAACCUUGGUCCAAGUAUAAGUGUUUGCACAAUCAGGAUCUAUAAGCAUAAAGUGAAAUGAUGAGCAAAUGAAAUGCAUAAAGGAAGUCAUCUUCACAAAUGGAAAAGAUAAUUUUGUGUUUAAUAUGCUUUAGAUUGUGAACCUGAAAUACAAUUCUGUUGGGAGAUGCCUAGUUAUAAAGGGAAACUGAACAGGUGCAAAAAUUAUUUGCACAGGUCAAGUUGCCUGAUUAAGGCAUUAACAUGUCAUUCCCUAAAGUGUUAUUAACAAAACAAAUUUGGACAAACUUUAAAGAAAUAUGAUUUUUUACUUGGACAGUGUCAACCUCCAAUGCACGACAUGCUGUGGUUUACAAAUAUCCUGGGUGGCCCAUCAUUUCAAAUGUGAAAUGAAAAAAAUGUCAUUCUUUAAAAGAAUCAGACUCUGAAUGUCAAGAAUGUUUGCCCAAAUCUGGGUGUUAGCAACAAGUAUAGCAUUUUGCUAUAGAAGUGUAUUUUCAUAUAAGUUACUAUGUAUUGUCUUAUACUAGAAUACUGUUGUGCUUCUUUCGCAGUAACAUAGUCUUUGUGUAGCAUUUUCACAUUAUUAUAAUAAAAAUACAAGAUAAUGAUAUGUGACUAAUUCUUAGCCACCUCUGGCUAUUGAAACAUCUGUUCAGUCCAGUUGCACUGACUAAUACAUGUGAAAUAUAGAUGGUGUUUCAGAAAAAUAACAUUUUUAAUGUACCAUGUGUGAAUAAUACCAUUUUAAUGUGCAGCUGAAAGCAAAAACAUUCCACCAAGGCAAAGGAACUCAACAAGUGUUAACUCAUUCCAAAGAAAUUGGAAAAUAUAAAGCUACAAUAUCCCAGGGGGAAUAUUUAUCAUUGUGUUACCAGACAAAAGGUGGAUAAAUAGAAGUCAGACUUCUUGAUCUGUCUUUUUGGAAAAAUUAGACUCUUUCUUAAAUCAGAAUUAAAAGACUGGGCAGGAAAGAUACAAACAGAUUUUUUUUCUGUUUCACUUAUUCCACUUACAGGCAGAGGAAACAGUGGUUUCUUGCGGGGGGUGUUUUCUUGGUGGGGGAAGGGUUGUGUGUUAAGAAAAUUCCUGCUCCAUCCAAACUUCAAAACCAACUACCUGAGAAGGGUAGUGGCAUUUCUAUUCAGACAGUGCUGAGAGAGUCAAUUGACUUCAUGGCUCAUUAUCAUCUCCCUUUUCCUGUUAAUCUCUCCCCCCUACACAGAUGUUAAUGGUCUUGAUAUUUCACUCUUCAAAUUAUCUUUUCUUCUGCAAUUUUGCUCUUUGUUAGCCAUUCCUGGUAAUGUCUGUCUUGUAUUUCACAGUCCUGCAAAAACCUAAACUCAGACAUGGUAAUAUUAACUUAGGUAUAGAAAUGAAUGAUAGGGAGGUAUCGGGGGCACUGUCAAGAUGAUCAAGAAGGCUAGGUUUUGUUUUAUGGAUCUGAAUAAGAGAUGUAUAUUCACCUAUAAUGACUACAGGACUAAUGAUACAAUAUCCUUUAAUUAUUUUUUGCCUAGUUAGCAAAGUUGGGCACAUUCCAAUAGUUAUAUUUGUUUUUUACUUUGAUCUUAAACCGAAUAAAAUAGUGCUAGCCCCGUAUUGGUAAAAAUUUGAGUUUCUCUUUAAUUGUAGAAAAAAUGUGUGUUGUGUUAUAUGUGAUAAUGUACCAUGACAUCUGCACCCCCUCCUCCUUUUCAAAAUCCUAGAUUUGUCCAUGUGAACAAAUGUAAACCUGCUUAUUAAUGUAAAUCACCUGUUAGGUCAGUUGCUCAAGUGAAAAAUGUUUGCUUUAAUCAUAGCUAGCUUUAAUAUACAUUGCUUUCAUGUACAUUGGAUGCUAGAAACAGGGUGUUUUCCAAAUACUCUGUUUUGGGUGACUACACAAAAUUCCCAUAUGCAGUUUUAACCAGAAGAUGAUCACAUAUCUAUAUGAAGGCAACAAAGCCUUGUUCUUCUAGGUAUUCUUAGUUCAGAUUUAUCUCACACAAUAGAUUUCAGAUCAUUUCAAUGUAAUGGCAACAUUUGUUAGAUUUUCUUCUUAUUUCCUGGUCAAGUUUGUUUCUAAUUACUAUUUAUGUUAAUGCAGAUGCUGAUGGAGAGGCAGUUGAGAUUAGAAAGGCUAACCCCAUUAGGAUUAUUUAGGAUUUUUAAAAUGUUCAUUAUUUCAACACAGUUUCAAAUAAGGUUGAUGAAGGUGGGCAGGCUUUCCUCCCCACCUCCAUUAUAGUUUCAUAGUCGCUAGGGUCAGGAGGGACCUGA
Messenger RNA from Alligator sinensis (Chinese alligator), 7465 nucleotides. RefSeq names its product TNF superfamily member 15 (gene TNFSF15). Gene Ontology annotation, cellular component: membrane. Lineage: Eukaryota; Metazoa; Chordata; Crocodylia; Alligatoridae. Bases 216 to 938 code for a protein of 240 amino acids. Gene Ontology annotation, molecular function: tumor necrosis factor receptor binding. Gene Ontology annotation, biological process: immune response. The record is from RefSeq and is a predicted model, not a curated record. The transcript has 5 exons.